CUCGCGCACACACACACUGGCACCUGGAUACGGGCCCCCACUUGAAGUGCGGCAAACAAAAUCCGGACAGCAGCACGCUAACUCCUCAGUAGCGAGGCUAAGCCGAACGUAAGCGGAUCAGCAAACAUGCAACGGGGAUACUUCUUGCAGGCCGUUCUGGCUAUGGCCACACUCUACGGUUGCCUGGCACCUGGCGAGUGCCUAUACGAGAGUCAAAUCCGUGCCUUCCUCGAAGCGUUCCGCAUGCGCAUGUGCCAUCCCAUACCAAAUUUGGGCUUGCCUGCGCUGGAUCCUUUCAUUCUGGGUCCUGGCCAGACGUCUAUGAAUAAUAAAUACCUCAUAGACUUUACCGGUUCCAUUGAGGACUUCCAGCUGCAUGGAGUGUCUGAUUUUGAGGUGACGCAGCUUACGCUUAACCCUGUGCCGGGUCUGAAGAGCACCAUCCAGAUCAACUUUCCACACACCUACUUCCAGUCGCUGUACACGGCCAAGGGUUCGCUGGCCUAUAUCAUGAAUCUAGCUGGCGAUGGCAAUGCAGAAGCCUCCAUCAAGGACUUUUCGUUCCUCAUCUCUUUCAGGCUGAGAACUCUGUCGCCCCUGGGCAUCACUUCUCUGCAAAUUGAACUGUAUUUGGGUGAUUUAAAGAUCAACUUUGACAACCUCCUGGAGGAGGAGCGCAUCAAUGAUUUUGUGCAUGCGCUGGUCAAUGAACUGGGCGUGGAAUUGCUCGAUGAUAUUUGGAGCUAUGAACAGGGAACGGUGGUUACCAAGGCACAAACGCUGCUCAACAACUUUUUGGGUCACUACUCGCUACAGGACAUACUCCAGAUCAUAGCUGGUGGAGGAGGCGAGGGAGGCGAGAGCAAGCCCAUCUUUGAGGGCGUCGAACCCGACUGUAAGCUUGAAUCAGACUCAAGCAACCAAGACUGAAAAUGUAAUUGUAAUUAAAAUAGUUUUAGCAAAUAAAAUGUGUAAAUAUGUAUA
Molecule: messenger RNA, 984 nt
Organism: Drosophila subobscura
Lineage: Eukaryota; Metazoa; Arthropoda; Insecta; Diptera; Drosophilidae
Exons: 4
Coding region: 127-930 (267 amino acids)
Source: RefSeq, a predicted model, not a curated record